ACUGGGAAAAGAAUAACAAAAGCAUUUCGACUGUGAAGACUACACGACUAUUACAAGAUUGCAAUUACUUGCAAUUAAUUAUUUGACACAAAACAAAUUAAGCUACAGAUUUUUUCAUGCUUAUGCUGUGGUGCUGCCUGGGGGAAGGGUGAGACAGAUGGACUAACCCAUGUAAAAGUCCCCCCCUCCUCUCUAAUCUCUCUGGGUAAAGAGAAGGAGGGCUAUCAGGCAUCCAGCCUCGAUCACUCACUCUACUGGCACCGUUCACUGCCUUCAAACAGUUGACAGGAUACUGCUUCUUUUGAGUUUUCUACGGUUUAAAGGAUGAGCAUGUGCACAGCGGGGGACCUUCUGUGCCCUGAGAUCUACUGCUGACUCAGGAUCACAGGAGAAAUCUGGGGAAUCUUCUAGAUCACUCAAUACUAACUGAAAUCAUCACAUUUUCAAGCAUCACCAGCUGGUCUUUGGAAUUUGUCGAUUAGGUUUUGGUAAAGUCGAUCACAUAAGUAGUCAUGUCGACUGCUCAGGUGAUCACCCGCAAAGGCGUCUACAACUACUUCCUCAACAUGGUGGCCUACCAGAUAUGUUGCUGCUGUGGUCCAGCUCCCUGCUCGCUCUGCUGCUCCUGCUGUCCACCCAUCAAGUCCUCCACCAGCACCCGCCUGAUGUACACUCUGUUCCACAUCCUAGCCUGCACUGUGUCAUGCCUCAUGCUGUCUCGUACUGUCUCUGAGGCCGUGAGAGAGAACGUGCCUUUCUUUAAUGUGGUGUGUGACGAGGCCCACGGUGGAGGAAACUGUGAUAUGUUGGUGGGAUACUCUGCGGUCUACAGGGUCUGCUUUGGCACAGCCUGCUUCUACCUGAUGAUGGCUCUUCUUCUUGUGGAUGUGAAGUCUAGCCAGGAUUUCAGAGCUCUCAUCCACAAUGGAUUCUGGUUCUUGAAGUUUAUUUUACUGCUUGGGAUGGUCGCAGCUGCCUUCUUCAUCCCCACUGAUUCUUUCCUGCAAGCCUGGCACUAUGUCGGAGUGGUGGGAGGUUUUUCUUUCAUCCUCAUUCAGCUCAUCCUCAUCACUGCUUUCGCUCACACUUGGAAUAAGAACUGGUUAACUGGUGCAGCUGAAGAUAAGAAGUGGUAUGUGGCAGUCAUGUGUGCCACCUUCUUUUUCUACACCAUCGCUACUGCAGCCUUUACCUUCAUGUACAAGUACUACACACACCCUGCUGCGUGCCGACUCAACAAAGCACUGCUGUUUACCAACCUGGGCCUGUGCACAGUCAUGUCCUUCAUCGCUGUCACCCCCUGCGUCCAGCAAAAACAGCCACGCUCAGGACUGCUGCAGGCCUCCAUCAUCAGCUGCUACGUCAUGUACCUGACCUUCUCGGCUCUCUCCAGCCGUCCGCCUGAAAAAGUGGUGUACCAGGGUGUCAAUGUGACCGCUUGCUACCCGAACGUGGGCAGAGACGAGAUUCAAAACGAAGGAAAUGCUGUUGCUAUCAUCGGGGCUGCCAUUAUGUACUGCUGUGUGCUGUUUGCCUGUAAUGAGGCUUCUUACUUGGCUGAAGUUUUUGGACCCUUCUGGAUGAUUAAAGUUUAUCGAUAUGAGUUCCAGAAAGCCACGUGUUGUUUCUGCUGCCUCGAACAAGAGGAAGCAAAGGAAGAUUUUGUAGUUGAUGAUGAGAGCAAAGGCUGCCAGAAAGUGAUCCAUAACGAGAGUCACCGUGUGGCCUACAGCUACUUCUUCUUCCAUUUUGUCUUCUUCCUUGCCUCCUUAUACGUCAUGAUGACCCUCACCAAUUGGUUCAGCUAUGAGACAGCAGUGUUGGAGACCACGUUCACUCAUGGCAGCUACUCCACCUUCUAUGUGAAGCUGUCGUCAUGCUGGGCCUGCGUGCUGCUCUACCUCUGGCUCCUCUUGGGCCCGCUGUGCCGCUGCCGCACUGAUCCCAAACAGCCACAACGAUCACGGAUCAAAAGACGGAUGGCUUCCCAGUGCCAUGUGAGCAUCAGCGUGUGAGCUUUUCUCAGAUCCCAUGGUGUCACAGGGUGCAGCUGAGAAAGAGCCCUUAUCUUAUCAAGAAAUGGGCGAGUCCGGAAUUUUACUACAAGCAUUUUGAUGCUUCAUAAAUACAAAUGGACUCAAGCAUAAAAGAUGAGGCUGGAACAAUCUAUAUGUUUACGAUUACGACGACCGAGCAGUCGUCGGUAUUGCCAAAAGGAAUUACAAAGGUGAACAAAAUACCUGUCCCUUUUUCAGAUAGGAAUAAUGUUCGAUUUCGACACCUCCUCUAGUGGGCUGCUGUUUAGAAGAUAUUAGAUCAGACAAUAACCAGACUAGAUCCGUUCACAAGAACUUUAUGUAGUUUUCUUAACAAAAACUGUGAAAAACUAUUUAUGUAAAUUAUGAGCUGUCCUGUUACUUGUCAUUGUUGUUACUCAGUGAUCUGUUGCUGGCACAUAAGGCAGCCAUAUGCUGCAGGCAAAAGGUCCAUCCGCUUUCGGGCUGUAGUGUGAAUGCAAGCUUUGAACUGUAAUCAUUUUAUUAGACCAACCUUACCCUAAUUAUAGGCUUAAUUCGCAGCAUUUUCUGCCACUGCCAUGAAAAACAAGCUAUUUUUGUAAAUAUAUUUCUAACAAACCACACAUAUUAAGCAUUUUCUGUGCAGUUAUUCAUGGGGAAAAAAGUCAAGGGGAAAUGCCUUUAUAGAAAAAAUAAUUCUUGUAAAGCUGUGUAGCAGUCUCAAAUAAUUUACCAAAUAUGUUUGCUCCUCCUCUAAAAAAAAAAGAGCUCCAUAAGUUUUGCUGCAGUUGUUUGAUGCACCGCCACCAUGAGCAUGGCAGUCAUGAAAGAGUCACACCUAUAAUACAGAUUUGUGCCAAAUUCAGGUCAAGCUGUUGCUGAUAGCACUGAAUACACUUGUCAGCAGAUUCCAGACACAUACUGGACACGUGAGCUGUUAGAACCCAGUUGCCUUCCAAGCUACCAAUGAAGAUGUGAACAAACAUGUCAUUAGAUGGUUAAAUCAGGAAGAUGUUCAUAAAAUAUGGAAAUUGCGUGCCAGCUGGAAUCUGUCCUAUAGGCUUUUCAUUAGUGGAUGUGAGGACAACUUGUCACAACAAAAAGAAAAGCGAAACGCUUAUUGCACUGCUCUUAUAUCACGCUUUCUUAUCUCUUCACUAAAAACCAUUCAGCAGGGGAUUGCUUGUUUUUAAGAAGUAAAAAGUGUGUUGUAGUCAUGCCACACUGAACUACAGUCACUGUCCAAUCACAACUCUGAGCUGUACUUGAAGUUGAGGUUGUAAUCAGAGACAAAAGCAAAGGUCUGAAACCAUCAUUCUUGAGAAAGUGUUGCAUUCCAUACAAAUAAACACACUUUAGUAAAGAAAGUUCACCUUUACUGUGCUCAUGAGUUCGUUACUGUGCAGCUUAUGACCGUUCAGAUAAGGAUACUUCAGUUCUUUUCUAUUAUAUUUGUGUAGCUCUUUUUUCAAAGAACAUUGCCACAAAGCAGCUUCACAGGAAUAUACAAAGUCAGGAAGAAUACAUGUUGAAUUUAAAUGUAUCCCUAAUGAGAUGUUGACGGUGGUGAGGAAAACUCUCCGGGAUGGACGAGGACAAAACCUUGAGAGGAAACAGACUGAAAAAGGGAACCAAUCCUCAUCUGAGUGACCCCAGACGGUGUGAUUGUAAAUCACGUCUUUUCUAUAACUGUACACUAUAUGAUCAAAAAUUGUAAAACUGUUCACUGAUGGAGACUUGGGUGCAAAAAAUGUUAUGGCGAUUGCAGUCCAAACCAUCUCCAUGGUUUCUAUGUGCUACCAUUCACCGCAUUCCCAUGAAUCUCCAAACUAUCUGUGUGAAGCCGUCCGCAGCAGCAUCGAGCGGUCUCCAAGUAAUAAGACUCGAAAAACAGACGUAAGGCAUCACAACAUAUCAGGCAGGUCCGGAGAGCAGAAAGGGGUCAGAAACAGUGGCAUUUCACAGAUCAAUGUACAAAGUGUGCAAGCAGGGACAAGAGUAGUGAUGAAUAGUAGGAGUAGUUUGCUCUUACAUACUGUACUGUGAGCAUAAUUCUGCAUUAUGAACGUGGUUCAUCAACAUGGUUUUAUGCAUAGGAUUUAACUGUGAUGAGUCUGUGCCACCUUGGUGCCAGAUAUUAAAUCUAACAACUGGACAAGCCCCAGAGCAAGCCAUACCAAUAUUCUCUAAAGACAUGGGUUGUUCUAAAUAUAUUUUAGAACAUCUGUAAAACAGAUCGGUCCUGUUUCGCAAAUCGGCACAAGGUCUGCUGUGUUGUGUUAAUCUGAAGUGGAUGCAAUACAUUUGGCCUUAAUCCGGUGCAGUUAGUAUUUGGUGUUUAGUUAAACUCUACAGAGAAGCAUGCUUUUAUGUUCUACAUCCUGUGCUUGCAGAGCAAAUUGUACUGAUAGUCUGACUCAUAGACAAGCAAAAAAAAAAACAUUGUUCUAUUGUGUUAUGGCAAGUUUUUAUUGAUCGGUGUCCUGUCCCCCAUGUUUCACUGACACGGCUGAACAUUCAGGCAUUAAUUUAUCUGAUAAUUAAACACAGUUUUG
Messenger RNA from Hemibagrus wyckioides, 4573 nucleotides. It is a transcript of the gene serinc4, whose product is annotated as serine incorporator 4. The coding region runs from base 513 to 2015 and encodes 500 amino acids. The transcript is spliced from 12 exons. Lineage: Eukaryota; Metazoa; Chordata; Actinopteri; Siluriformes; Bagridae. The record is from RefSeq and is a predicted model, not a curated record. Gene Ontology annotation, cellular component: membrane.